Messenger RNA from Ipomoea nil (Japanese morning glory), 1063 nucleotides. RefSeq lists its product as uncharacterized. The transcript is spliced from 2 exons. Lineage: Eukaryota; Viridiplantae; Streptophyta; Magnoliopsida; Solanales; Convolvulaceae. Gene Ontology annotation, molecular function: RNA binding. Bases 151 to 798 code for a protein of 215 amino acids. The record is from RefSeq and is a predicted model, not a curated record.
UCCGGAGGAGUCAACUACAGUACAUAACUUUCCGAUAAUUCUCACUUCUUCACCGGAAACCUCACAAAAUUUUGUCGAAUUUUUGCUCUGCGGAAACGCACGAGAAUUUUGGAUAGCGAACCUACCAGAAGAAAGGAGGGAAGAGAAUUAAUGGGUCGGAAGAGAGACAGAGCGUAUCAGUCUCGCCAUGUUCCUAACUCUUUCCCUAAGCGCCGCCGUCCUCUGCCGCCGCCGGUCGAUGCGGACAACGCCGUGGCAGCGAAUGAUGAUCUGUUGCCGGAAAAUUCUACGGGGUCUGCUAAACUACCCACGACGGUGGUCGUUAUUGGGCUCACGGCGGAGUGUUCGGUGUUAGACCUGAAGUCUCGGUUCGAGAUCUACGGCGCAAUCUCUCGCACCCGCAUGGACCCCGGUGGGCUCGCCCACAUCACCUUCCGGUCCAGAGAAUCGGCGGUGUCCGCCGUGUCCGCCGCCGCUGACGCCGCUUUCCCAAUUACCCUACAUUCCGAACCAGUUCAAGUAAUGUGGGCAAGUGAUCCGGUGCCACAGUGGAAGGAAGGGGUGGCUAAGAACGAAGGAGCGAUGGGAGUUUCUUCGAAGCUAGUUAGAGCAGAGGUGCCUCUCAGUAGGCAUGGGAGAGGUAACAAGCUGGGAUCUGCAAUUGUGAACUCCAAAAACAAGCAUAAUGUUGAUGCAAAUAGUAGUGUUCAGAAACCGGGUGGGAUUGCUUCUAGGUUGGGGGUGCCUUUUAACUGUUUUAAGGGCAGGGAGAUCGUUGCUUACGAUGAUAUUCUUUGAUUUAGCUGGUACGGGUUUGCCAUUGUUGUAAAACUAUGUUUGCUGUUCUCGAGAUUAUAGUUAGAUUGUCUCAGUAUAGUUAUGUGGUUUCCGACAUUAAAUUAUGGGUUUAUGUAUGAUGUUUCAGGUAAGUUCUUGUCCUUUUAUUUACGUUUUACGUGGAUUGAAGCUAUAAUUGUAUUAUUAUGAUCAUAACUUGUUGAAAUUGCACUUCCCCGAUCUAUGACUUAGCUGAGAUUAAUGCAUUGCAUAUAGUUUGAGGUUG